Messenger RNA from Vigna angularis (adzuki bean), 1963 nucleotides. RefSeq lists its product as uncharacterized. Bases 183 to 1652 code for a protein of 489 amino acids. Gene Ontology annotation, molecular function: zinc ion binding. The record is from RefSeq and is a predicted model, not a curated record. The transcript has 8 exons. NCBI's taxonomy places the organism in Eukaryota, Viridiplantae, Streptophyta, Magnoliopsida, Fabales, Fabaceae.
ACUUUAGUUAGCACAUUGUUCAUGCUACAACCCAUCAUUCCUUUCUCUUUCCUCUUCCUUCACUGCAAACACCAUUAUUCUAUUUUGUUGCAUCUGAGGGGUGAUGGUAUCACUGUUGAUGACUUCAGUUUUGCCCCUUCUUCUCAGAACUACCAUUUUCCUUUUCUCAGAAUCUUUCUUUGAUGGACAAGGCAGCUGCUGAACUUCAACGUGAGGCAGCAGAUCCUUCUACUCUUCGUCACCAUCAUCAGUGUUGUGCUGGAAAUGGGAUUGGUGACAGUACCUCCUUGAUUCUAGAGUCCAGAAGACCACGUCUCUCCUCUCUGCAAAUACCAGCAAGGUCAGUGGAAAAUGCAUUAUCCUCUUUCACAAAGACAGAUGGUCCUACAUUGAUAUCAAGUCCAGGUUCCAGUAGAGGACUUCCCCCAAGGCCAAAUUCAGCCAGAGUCAAGUCCACUAUGAAAAGUUUGCUCUCUGAGAGGAGCUUUAGGGCUAAGAAUGGUUCACAAGAUAGUGAAAGGACAGUUCUCAUUGUUCCUGAUAACUUACCGUCAGAUUGUCCUGUGGACAAGCCUUCAACAUCUAAGCCUUCAACUUCAAGGUCUCUUUCUCUUAACAAGAUUCUGUAUGCUUCAUCAACCAAAGCCACACAUUCAUUGCCAGUUACUCCAACUGCAAAUUCAGGUGCAGAGAUUGUACAAGGAAGACAUCCAGGGUGUGAUUCUGAUUUAAGUAAAAUGGAAGUAAAUCAGCACAUUACUCGAUCGGUUUCCGUUCCUGUUAAUAUCAAAGCCGCUAAUUUAAGACGUACAGAUUCUAGAAGGUUGGUUCGUGUAAUUUCGGCAAGAUCACUUCUAACAACUGGUGAAGGCAUCUCAACUCAGAAUGCUUCCGGUUCAGAGAUUGUUGUUGAAGAUACUUCUGAGGAUAUUCCAGAGGAAGAUGCAGUUUGUAGGAUUUGUUUGGUAGAGCUUGCAGAAGGAGGUAAUACUCUUAGGAUGGAAUGCAGUUGUAAAGGUGAGCUUGCACUUGCUCACCAAGACUGUGCAGUAAAGUGGUUUAGUAUCAAAGGAAACAAAACCUGUGAUGUCUGCAAGCAAGAAGUCCUUAACCUCCCCGUAACACUGUUGAAAAUUUCUAAUCCUCAAACUGUUUCUCCACAGCCAAUGAAUGCACCACGAUCCCAGCAGAGAGAGGUGACUUCUUAUAGGAUAUGGCAGGAUUUAUCAGUACUUAUCUUGGUCAGCAUGCUUGCAUACUUUUGUUUUCUUGAGGAACUACUGGUUUCAGAUAUGGGCACUCAUGCUCUUGCUAUUUCAUUGCCUUUCUCCUGUGUUUUGGGACUCCUUUCAUCUAUGAUUGCUUCAACAAUGGUGAACGGUAGUUACAUGUGGGCCUAUGCUUGCUUCCAGUUUGCAAUUGUCAUCCUGUUUGCUCAUGUGUUUUAUACCAUACUUAAUGUUAAUGCCAUUCUCUCAGUUCUUCUCUCCUCAUUCACUGGAUUUGGGAUUUCAAUCAGCUUGAAUACUCUGGUAACGGAAUAUGUUAGAUGGAGAAUGAGAAGAUUGAUUCAAUCUUCUACGACACAGCAACUGCGUCGUGAUCAUGCACACCAACAACAAGAACAUCAAAGAUUGCAUCCUCAACUGUAAAGGCCGCAGCAUGAGCAGCACCAAUGACAGUAUCCUUUGAAAAUGUGGAGAUUUGUUUGCUUAUAGUUUAGAAGCUAUCAAGAUUUGGCUUUUCCACUUUCGUGUGGAGCAAAAUAUAUGAAUGAAUCUAUCAUGAGCAGAAUAUUUUAUAAACUGCGAAGAAUAGAACGUUUUUGUUUUGGGUAUAACUUGAAAGGGUGGUGGGAGCUUUCUAUGCUUACCAUAGAUGUUAUGUUUUUUUAUCAUUACUUUCAUGCUUCAAGAUUUGUACGGAACUAAUUUGAAGAUAUGGCUAUUUCUUGGACGGGCAA